AGAUAGGGUUUGGCCACACUUACUCAAAGUGUGAGUACGCUACUCAGCCAUGGUCGAUCUGCUCUGAUGUUGCGAUGAUCAUUUCGUGAUUUAGUUUGCAAAGACCGUUCGAUCGAUAAAAUCAUCCUUUCCUGACCUACCCUUUUUUUGGAUUCCUUAUUUUUAGACAAUACACUGAUGCACUUUCUCAAUGUGGUUCAAUCAUACUGGAGAAAUCCAGACUUGUCGAAUAUUGCGUUGUUUGGCAAAGACAUUCGGGCGCUGCUCGCAAUAUCUUCGCAAAAGAUUUUCUUUGAAGACGAUCACUGUGGUUUCUAUCAUUACGGGCCACUAGAGAUACCGUCACGCGGGAGUUAUUACAGCUCGAGGUCUUCGCUACACCUUGCUGUGGCAACUCCGGCUCGACAUGCAGCGGCAGGCGUGAGCAGAGAGAGAAGGAACGACGUGAACCACCUCGUCAUCACAGACCGUGUGUACGAAUUCAAUCAUUUGAAGAAAAUUCUUCAGAAAACCUUUGAUAGCGCCGAAGGGAAUCAGUUCAAAUCAGAUAACGAAGUCAUCAGUUUGUGUCUGUUAUCGCUGAUGCUAGAUUUCGGGCUCUUUGAAAAACACGUCGGACUUCUCAACCUACCAUUUCUACAAGAUCUACAGCACAGGUCUGAUACUCGUGAGCUCCAGGUUGAGGUGGCCAACAAAAUCUAUGAAUUUGACAGAAAAAAUACUUCCAGUGUAGUGACAAGAAGCAAAGUUGAAGAACUCAUAUUCGAAACCUCUUACAAAUUCUUGGGUAAGUGUAUUUUUGUGGAAACCUUCAGUGGACAUUAGAAUAUUCGACCGUCAUUUCAUUAACGGGUGCUCCGCAAACUAGAAAUUUCGCAAAAACCCAAAUCCUGGGGUCGGACAAAUUGUCUAUUUCAACCUGGUCUCACCCACUCAAUUUAUAUUUCGCCUGGAUCAAAACAUGCAUUUCAGUCAACAAAGACUUCAAUGUCCAAUCGAACCAAUUUAAGCUUAUUCGCGAGUUGAACUCAGAUCCAGACUACCAGAGUUAUGUCCUUCUUGUAAAGAUAUACAUGUCUUUGUGUCAAAUUAACAAGUCGGUUGAAGUUGACUACUAUAAAGUUCGCUGCAACGACGAAUAUCGAAUCAUUAUUCCCAAUAACUUCAGCAAAGAGACUGGGGAAUACUUAGAGGAGACGACGAAACAUUACACAUUCUCAGAGCGUGAUGGGAUCAUGACGUAUGACGACGCUCCCGUUUUCGACUUACGUCCUCACCAACCCGAGAUAAAUCUGUAUAGAGUGCGUCUCGAUCCUUCCACUAAGAAACAGGUGAGUAGAUGGCGAUUUGUGUCUGAGGUUCAUGAUCAAAUCAUCAGAGACUAACUCAUCUUGUGCAAUGAUCCAUUUCUAUCCCCAACCGAAGUCGAUGGUCAAGUACAUCGAGGCAACGAAUGUUUUUCGAAUCAUCAACGACUCCAAGGAGCAAUACCUUAUCUUCAUUGCGAAUAAUACUUUGGCAGUUGAUGUUGUUGAUCAUACGAGAAUGAAGAUUUGUGUCAACAGUAUUCCAGUAGAAGUGGCAACCGUUUUCUUCAACGAUGCUAUUUCAUUCGUUCCGUGCUUUCAGUACACCGAUAGUGAGGAUGUUGUUUUAUUCACUUCUCGUAACCUGAAAUUCCAUGUUGACUCCGCAGGUCAAUAUUGUACAGGUACGCCGAUACUCUCUUUUAUUUCACGUGAAGCUACUUUAUAGACCGUUAUAUGGUUGAAACUAACUGGAGUCUUUGUCUGUGAAAGAUUAUUAUGGUAUGCGACACGAGUUAAUAGAAAACAUUAGCUCCGAAGAAAUUGUCCAAGACCUCAACGACGAAACUGGCUUCAAACUCUUUAAGUUAUCUGAGCUACUGACAGAGUCGAAGACGGUUUUCUAUUUUCCUGACUAUCUGCUACAGGUAAAUUCAUAGUUUUGCUAUUCGACGAGCGAUGAUUAUAUGGUCUUUUAUGAACUUUACUUUCACAACACUCACAAAAUUUCUCUCCUUAGAUUCCGGACCGCUCUCAGCUUAUCAAUCUGCUGGAUUUAGCGUUGAAGUUGAGGAAUAUUUCAUUUUUUAUACUUCUCCUUGUAUAUCUGAGACGCUCUUCUAUCAGACUUGAGUUCCGUGAGAGCGAAGGCAAUACUAAGUUCAUUUCAGGUCCAUGGAAAGAAGCUAUAUUGUAUGUCCUGGGCAGGUCUGCAAAUUCGCAUUAUGAUUAUAUUCUAUCACCCCAGUUCUUCAAUCUCAAUCAAUUUAGAGAUCUCCCCCUCGACAAUUUCAUUGAGGCACUUUGCGAAAACUUCACCAAAUAUCAAAGAUUUGUUGAUGGUGAAUGCCAGAUCGUACCUAGGCCAAAACAAAAAUCAUUUCUGAAGAAGAUUAUUUGUGCAGAGGAAUGUUUCCACUUCAGUGAAGUUGGAUCUGGGAAAACUAAGGUCAUCCUUCCUCUGUUCUGUCAAGCUUUCUUAUCCAAUAAUAAAGAGGUUCAUCAAAAUCUCUGUCGUGGCGGCAAAAGGAAGGAUGUUCUCGUGGUAUUAGUUCCUGAACAUCUUGUGUCUGAUGCACGUAACCAAGUUUUCCGGUAUUGUCUAAACCUCAAUUUCAAGGAGGAAUAUCGUGUUUACGACGAUAUUUUCGCUCUCAUGAAUGAUAGCGUACAGCUGGGAUCUGAAAAUAAAAGCAAUCACAAUCGAAUCAACAAACAUAUCUUUGUUACUUCUUUCAAUCAAUUUAAGAAGGUAUUUACGUAUGACAAGAUCUGUCGUAAGGUCAUGCCUCACCGCGAUCAUUUUUUGGUCCUUGCCGAUGAGGUAGAUGAUUUUCUUGGUAUGUUAAGUAUUGAUAUCAAAUCAUUUGAUUUGGCUUUAUUGGUGACAUUAUCUCUUUUAUCUCACAACAACUACCCUUCACUUUUCCUUGCUCUUGUGUUAAUGAACGGUAAUAUCUACUUUGAAGACCGCAACAAACUUGUUUUCAAUAUUUGUUCGAAUAAAAACAAUUCAUUUGA
Molecule: messenger RNA, 3047 nt
Organism: Pseudo-nitzschia multistriata
Lineage: Eukaryota; Bacillariophyta; Bacillariophyceae; Bacillariales; Bacillariaceae
Source: the annotation of a GenBank genome assembly